Molecule: messenger RNA, 594 nt
Organism: Diaporthe citri
Lineage: Eukaryota; Fungi; Ascomycota; Sordariomycetes; Diaporthales; Diaporthaceae
Exons: 1
Coding region: 1-594 (197 amino acids)
Source: RefSeq, a predicted model, not a curated record
AUGCGCACAGACUCAACGCCCGUCCACGGCCAGGACUCAGCAGGGCCAAGCUCCAUUGAAGCGACCAAGCCAAACGCGAUAUCCAGCGGCAAGCUUGAGGACAACACAGCAAGAGGGACGGCGGAGAGCACCGCACCUGACGAGGAGCCAUCGGAGAAGCUUGAAAUGACGCAGAAUGUCUGGAUAUUCAUUUUCAGAGGGUAUCCGUACGACACCUACAACAGAAGACACGUGCUCUUCUACCUCGACUCACCUGACGUGGAGGACUUCCACAUCACGGCACAUGCCCAACGCCCCACCGAGGAGAAGCCAUUUGAAUACACGGAGAACAAAGAGGAACAGAGAUACCCAAUGAGCAUCGACCUCAUACACGGACGUGUCGUGGGGAGGGUCCCGGUGGAUGCGUCUCAGCCGCGAAAGCUCGUGGACGUGAUCGCCUCCACGCCCGUCGGCGGAGAGCCUGAUUGGAACUGUGCGCACUUCGUCUUCCAUGCGCUGGAGAGGCUCAAUGAGGCUGGCGCUAUAUCCCCCGAGCAGCUGAAUGAUACUAAAGACUGGAUGAUGGAUUCAUUGCUGGAUGGGGCUAUCGGGUAA